Messenger RNA from Alnus glutinosa, 2287 nucleotides. Its product is annotated as receptor-like protein 3. The record is from RefSeq and is a predicted model, not a curated record. The transcript has a single exon. Bases 14 to 2191 code for a protein of 725 amino acids. NCBI's taxonomy places the organism in Eukaryota, Viridiplantae, Streptophyta, Magnoliopsida, Fagales, Betulaceae. Gene Ontology annotation, molecular function: protein binding.
UCAACCAAGAACCAUGCCACAUCAUCUCCUCUACACCUUGUUUCUCUUUUGUAUUUUCUCCACAAAUCAUGCCUGCAACCACAUAGACCGCGACUCUCUCUUGUCUUUAGCCUUUAACAAUACAUCUUCUCCUCCACUAAAUUGGUCUUCCAUUGAUUGUUGCCACUGGGAAGGCAUUUCUUGUGAUCAUAAACAUCAAGUCACCCAGAUUUGGUUACCUUCUAAAGGCCUCAGUGGGAGUAUAUCUCCCUCCCUUGGAAACCUCACACAUCUCUCCCACCUCAAUCUCUCCCACAACUCACUUUCGGGUCCUCUCCCCAAAGGAUUGUUUGUGUCCCUGAAUGAACUCAAAGUCCUUGAUUUGAGCUACAACCAUCUAUCUGGAGAUCUAUCUGGCUGGCCUUCCUCUCUUCAAAUUGUUGAUAUAUCCAGCAAUGAUUUCUGCGGGAUAAUCCAAUCUUCAUUCCUUCAACGAGCAUGGAGGUUGACCGAGCUCAAUGUCAGCAACAAUUAUUUUGUAGGCCCUAUUCCAUCCUUUCCUUGCAUCAAUUCUUCUUUGGUUAGGUUCCUAGAUUUCUCCCAUAAUUAUCAUAGUGGCCAAAUUCCUAGUGGACUGGGGGCAUGUUCCAAACUAAAGGUUUUUCGAGCAGGUUUUAAUUCUCUUGUAGGACAGCUUCCUCAUGAUAUAUACAAUGUGACAGGGUUAGAAGAAAUCUCCUUACCUUUCAAUAAUCUUUCAGGACCCAUUUGUAGUGACAUUGUGAACCUUACCAAACUCAAUAACCUUGAGUUAUAUGGCAAUACAUUGAGUGGCAAGAUCCCUGAGAAUAUUGGAAAGCUCUCCAAAUUAAAGCACCUAAUCCUUCAUACAAACUCCUUAACAGGUUCUCUACCCCAAUCUUUGAUGAAUUGCACAAAUCUCAUACAAUUGAUUUUACGGUUGAAUUUUCUUGAAGGAGACAUCUCUACCUUUAAUUUCUCCUGUCUUCAUCAACUUACCAUAGUUGAUUUGGGGAUUAAUUACUUUUCCGGUAAUUUUCCGGUUAGCCUUUUCUCGUGCAAGUCUUUAAUAGCAAUUCGACUCAGCAAAAACCAACUAGAGGGACAAAUCCCUCCUGAGGUGGUUCAAUUGAAAUUCUUAUCCUUCCUUGCACUUGUUGACAUUAGGCUAAUUAAUAUCACAGAUGCAAUCAAGAUUUUGAUGCGUUGCAAGCCACUCACCAUAGUCCUCAUUGGACAAAAUUUUCAACACGAGGCACUGCCAGGUGAUGACAAUGUUUUGGGUUCUGAUGGAUUUGAAAAUGUCCGAGCUUUGGGUCUUUCUGGAAGCCAGCUUACUGGUCAAUUGCCUUCAUGGCUAUCUAAGCUUAAGAAGCUAGAAUAUCUAGGUCUAGCUUCGAAUCGUAUCACAGGUUCAAUUCCUAGUUGGUUGUCAACUCUUCCAAGGCUCUUCCAUUUAAACUUAUCUGAUAACCUCAUUUCAGGUGAAUUCCCAAAGGAACUUUGUUCAUUGCCAGCAUUAGUGUCACCAAAGGCUCUAGUAGCCAGCAGUCAUUUGGAUUUACCAAUAUUUCUUUCCACAAGAGGUAAUUCCCAAUACAAUUUUCUCUCGAACUUGUACCCUUCAAUAUUUGUUGGAAGCAAUAGUCUUAGUGGCAACAUCCCCGUUGAGAUCGGCCAUUUGAAGUUGCUCCAUGCUUUGGAUCUCAGUCAGAACAACUUCUCAGGAAACAUUCCUGAACAACUGUCUGAGCUCACAAACUUGGAAGAAUUAAAACUCUUUGAAAAUCGGUUGUCCGGCGAAAUACCAGCAUCACUAAGUAGUCUACAUUUCUUGCAUCACUUUAGUGUUGCAAACAACAAUUUGCAUGGACCAAUACCAUCAGGCACUCAGCUCCAGAGCUUUGAUGCCUCUGCAUAUGAGGGUAACCCUGGACUUUGUGGCCCCCCACUUCCACAUGAGUGUGCCCAUAUUGUUAACAACAACAAAGACAUUCAAGAUGAGGACAAUGGGCAUAGAAUCCCAUGGUUUCCUAUUACUGUGGUUCUUGGCUUCAUUACAGGUUUUUGGGGGGUUUGUGGUCCAUUGGUUAUUAGUUAUAAGUGGAGAGUUGCAUAUUUUCGAUUCAUGGACCACCUAAAAGAUAGGUGUAUAAUCUUAUUCUUUAAAAUUGCAUAUUGGUCGUUCUAGAGUCUAUCAUCAAUUUGGUUUCUCAAGUUUAGAUUUGAAUAAUUUAAUGUAUUGUUAGUUUUCAUAUUUUCAAUUUGCGUUCAAUGUGAUGCGGGA